Neohortaea acidophila is the source of this 2109-nucleotide messenger RNA. RefSeq names its product Alpha/Beta hydrolase protein. The coding region runs from base 1 to 2109 and encodes 702 amino acids. The transcript is spliced from 2 exons. Gene Ontology annotation, molecular function: serine-type endopeptidase activity. Gene Ontology annotation, biological process: proteolysis. The record is from RefSeq and is a predicted model, not a curated record. Lineage: Eukaryota; Fungi; Ascomycota; Dothideomycetes; Mycosphaerellales; Teratosphaeriaceae.
AUGGUCAAGUUCACUGCAGCUUCCUUCUUCGAAGCUCCAACAAUAUCGCCAGCAACUGCGAAUCCGAGCGGCACGUAUGCCCUUUACCAAGAAACUUCCUACAGUUUCCAAAGCCACUCCAAAAGGAUGAUCAUCAAAUUGCUCAACUUGGCGACCAAAGAGCAAACCGAUAUCCUUGAGGGUGCCGACGCAGCACCAGCAGUCUGGCUCUCGGACAAUGACUUCGUAUGGCUCAGUACGCGAAAGACUGGCAAUACGCAGCUGUUCGUGGCAAACAUCGACACUCCCAAGGACGUGCAGCUCGCCGGCACCAUCGUCGGCACCGCUCAUGGACUAAAGGUAAAGGUACUGGACCAGAGUGGCGACGGCGCAGCAAUUGCUUUCGCGGCACGAGCGAAUGCAGACGGGACGCUAUGGAAUGCCCAUGACGAGCCGGAGAAGGCUCAGAGUAGUGCACAGUACUACACGAGCAACUAUGUCCGGCAUUGGGAUUCGUGGAGUACGCCUCAGCGGAAUGCCAUCUUCUACAGCUAUUUGCGCCAGGAUGAGCAAGGCAGGUACGAAAUGCUGCAAGUGUACAACGCGCUGAGGCCGACGCACGAGAAGCUGGAGUCUCCGACCCCACCGUUUGGAGGCGCUGAAGAUUUCGACAUUGGACAGCCUGGCUUGGUAUUCGUCGCGAAAGAUCCCGGGAGAGACCACAGCCUCUCUACUGCACGAGAUGUCUAUCUUUUGAAGACAGACUUCAGAAGCGCUGCCGGUAAAGCUAUAAAAGUAGCUACGCCUGGGCUUGAUGGGCAUGCAGGGUUUCCUUGUUUCUCUGAUGAUGGACACAAGAUUGCCUUUCUCAAGAUGAAACACGAAGGUGCAGAGGCGGACAAGCAGAGACCCAUGGUGGUCGAAGAUAUACCGUCACUGUCCGCAAGAGAGCUCUUACAAUCUUCUGAUGGGAAAGGCUCCUGGCCGUUGACCCCAGAGACUCUCGCCUUCUGGGACGACAACACGCUGCUACUCACUGCUUUCGACAAGGGCCGUUGCCCCCUCUUUGUGCUUGAUACGAAGCAAUCCGGAUCUGAGCUUCCCAGAAAACUAACACAACACGGCAGUGUCAAAUAUGCAGAGCGAAUUGGCCCACACAAGCUCCUCUUCACCGGAGACAGCUUAACCGACAGUGGAUAUAUUGGAGUCCUAAACUUGGAGAAAGGCUGUGAAAAUGACAUUCAGCUCGACAUGAUAGUCUCUUCAGCAGAGUACAGCAAGAAGCUCGGCCUCUCCCCAGAGCAAAUUUCAGACAUGCACUGGAAAGGAGACCACGAUCGCGACCUUCACGCCCUGAUCAUGAAACCAUCAAACUUCAAUGAGAACAAGCUGUAUCCCAUCUUCAUGCUCAUCCACGGCGGUCCGCAAUACACCGUUCCAGACAGCUGGAACGACGCUGGCAAUCCUCGGCCCCAAAUCUGGGCGGAGCAAGGGUACGUCGUCGUUGCGCCCGACUUCACCGGCUCGCGCGGCUACGGGCAAGACUUCAUGGACGCCAUCCGCAACAACUGGGGCGGCUCGCCAUACGUUGAUCUGGCGAAGUGUCUCGACCACCUGGAGAAGAACGUGGAAUACGCAGACGUCUCGCGCGCCGUCGCGGGCGGCGUGUCCUUUGGUGGCUACUUGACAAACUGGAUCCAAGGCCAGGAGCUGGGGCGUAGGUUUAAAGCGCUCUUCACCCACAAUGGCGUCUUUUCCAUGUACAGCCUCCUCGCUACUGACGAGCUCUUCUUUCCCCGCCAGGACCUGGGUGGCUUUCCGUGGGAUUCGGCGGAGCUGCGCGAGAAUUGGGAGAGAUGGGAUCCCGCGCGCUUCGCCCAGAACUGGGCGACGCCCCAUCUCAUCGUGCACACAGACCGGGAUUUCCGCCAUGGGGUUGAAAACGGACUUGCGGCAUUCAAUGUGCUGCAGAGCAAAGGGGUGCCGUCUGCGUUUCUGCAUUUCCAAGACGAAAGACAUGUGCCAGAGGAGCCGGAGAAUCUGCUCGUCCUAUACCACGCGACCUUGAACCUCGUCAACAAAUACGUCGGGCUACCAGCAGCAGCUGAAGAGAUUGUCCCUAUUCGGUAG